UUCUAUAGCUAUAUAUAGUUUAUAAGUAUAUAAAUUAUAUAAUUAACAAGUUUUCAUCCUAGAAAAGUAUGAGUUUCAGUAUAUUCUUCUUUAAAUUAAUUAUUGUUUAAUAAAUUAAUUCAUUAUAGAACUAAAAUUAUUAAUAAAAUGGGAGAACAUUUAAAAAUAAUAGAAUAUUCUAUAAGUUUAUUAUUUAUUAUUCUAGGUGCUGUUUUCUUAAUAUUAACUAAUGAUUUAGUGUCUAUAUUCCUUUUAAUAAAAUUACAAAGUUAUAGUUUAUAUAUAUUAAGUACAAUCUAUAGAAAUUCUAAAUUAUCUACUACUGCAGGUUUAAUUUAUUUCCUAUUAGGUGGAUUAAGUUUAUGUUUUAUCUUAUUAGGUACAGCUUUAUUAUAUAUAAAUUCAGGUACUACUAAUUUAGACAGUUUAUAUAUUAUUAAUAGUAUAAGUAAUUUUAGUAACAUAACUUACUGAUAUUAACUAUAUUAUAUAAGCUUUUCUUUAUUAGUUUUUAGUAUUAGGUUCUUAUUUAAAAUAAGUGUAGCUCCUUUCCAUUUUUAAUCUCCUAAUGUUUAUGGCGCUAUACCUACAAUAGUUACAACAUUUGUAGCUUUAGUUACUAAAAUAUCUAUAUUAGUAUUUUUAUUAGAAUUAGUUUAUUAUACAAGUAAUAACUUUUUAGAUGUAAAUUAAACUUUUAGUUUAAUAAUAAGUUUAUUAUUUUUAUUAUUUAUAGGUAUAAUUAUAGGUUUAAUAUAAUUAGAAUAAAAAGUUUAUUUACUUAUAGUACUAUAUCUUACGUUAGUUAUAUAUUAUUAGCUUUAGGUAUAUUAAGUAUAGAAUCUACUUAAGCUUUUAUAUUCUAUUUAAUAUAAUAUACUAUAAGUAAUUUAAAUACCUUUAUUAUAAUAAUAGCUAUAGGAUUUUCUUUCUAUUGUUAUGUAACUACUAAUAAAGAACAUGAAGAACUAUUAGAUAAAAAUAAUUCUCUAGUA
Molecule: messenger RNA, 995 nt
Organism: Colletotrichum navitas
Lineage: Eukaryota; Fungi; Ascomycota; Sordariomycetes; Glomerellales; Glomerellaceae
Exons: 1
Coding region: 148-474 (108 amino acids)
Source: RefSeq, a predicted model, not a curated record